Sparassis crispa is the source of this 4086-nucleotide messenger RNA. RefSeq lists its product as hypothetical. Bases 1 to 4086 code for a protein of 1361 amino acids. The transcript has 20 exons. The record is from RefSeq and is a predicted model, not a curated record. Gene Ontology annotation, biological process: vacuolar acidification. Gene Ontology annotation, molecular function: protein binding. Gene Ontology annotation, cellular component: RAVE complex. Lineage: Eukaryota; Fungi; Basidiomycota; Agaricomycetes; Polyporales; Sparassidaceae.
AUGCUCGAGCUGCUGCAGUCGUAUACCGGCAGCCCCACGACCACUCUCUACUCCCUCGCGCUCCCCCGCGAGAUCCUGCUGCUCUAUCCUUCAGGAGACUCUGUCGUGAUUCUGAAUGCUCGCACGCUCGUCUUCGUUCGUGCGCUCGCCUUCUGGGAGGCAUUUCCUGGCACACGCCAUCGGAAGGACCCAAUCCAGUGUCUUACCAUCGAUCCCGGGAUGAAGCUCGCGGUCGCAUCCAUGGGCUCGCGUGUCGCCGCGUGGUCCCACUCCGGCGUGCACAGCGACGCCUGGCGCCUACACUCAACACUGCUCCUGCCCGAGGAUGACCCGGUCACGGCCAUUGACUGCAAAUCCGGGCUGCUCGCGGUCGGCACCCGCUCCAGCCUCUCCGUGUACACGCUUAUCCUGGAGAAUGACCUCCUGACGUGGUCGCAGAAGUGGAAAUGCUUCAUUGCGACUCCUGCGUGUGUGCGCUUCUCGCCGUCUCUUAUGUAUAUUGCUGCUAGUUUUCUGCAUAAUAAUAUCGUCCGAAUAUAUUCCACGGCUUCCGGUCGACAAACGCAAGCUAUCCCGCAUCCGCGACCCUUGACAGAUAUUGUCUGGCGCAGACCACAAGCCACAAGCCGUGAUGACCCGAUCCUCUACACCACCACAUCAGACGGCACCCUCCGCAUCUUCCUGCCCGUCCUCGACGUGCCGCAGUACAUGCAGCUACAUGCCGCCCUUGACGCAGCGUCUGCGUUUCCCUUCCCCACCGCCCCCACUACCUCCAGCAUAUUCCCUCUCGACAGGGACGCCGUGUCGUCCGCGCUCACCGAAGUACUGGCGGGUGCUCAGUCUGAGUCCGAGGACGCACGUAGUAGACGCGUCAGGGAGAUCGCAGAGGAGGGGUGGGACCUCUUUCUCCGCGUCCUCGCAGACGGCUCGCUCGUCGUCCAAGCCGUUGCCAACAUCAACCGCCGACCGCCAACGCUGCUGAAGCAGUUCACCCUGCUCCGCUCUCCGCCAGGGCUCCUCCUUGGAAAUAGGCCGCCGACGCAGCUCUUCAUCAUCCCCGCUCCCUCCGGCGGCUCUACACCUACGCUCACACUUGUGACGGCCGCCCCGCUCGCGUCGUACACACUGUCACCUCUCCCGUUCUUCGACGCCCGCGCGGACGGGCUCCGACUCCUCGCACGUGCGGUGGAGGAGGAGACGGGCGCGCAAACACUGAGAGAGAUUGUGCGGUUUGUUAGGACGCCGGAGGGAGAGGGCGUCGGGGUGUUGUGGGAGGACGGGAGUGGAAGGACAUGGGCCGUGGGCACCGGUGGGAAGGAGAAAGGUAUGAGUUUGGUACGGAGAGGAAUUUGGAAGGCAGACGCGUUUGGGUCAGCGGACCAGCUUGUUGUCCUCGAUAGUGGCAGAAGCUUCGUGACAUACGCCUCGUCAACCAAUCUACUAACUCUACACACUCUGGACGAUGCCCCUGCUACGCUCACGGUUCCACCCCUGCUUUCGCUUUUCUCCUUGUUCUCACCUGGGUCGAACUUCGCACUCAUCGGAAUAACACCGUCUCAUGAGGUUCUCUUGUUCACCCUUGUCCCGCUGUCGCUGUAUUCGCGACGCGUCUUGCCUCUCGGUAUAAAUACAUCCCUGAAAGUAAUAUUGCCAGUAGACCCGAUGGCGUGGAGCGGACCAUAUGCGCGCGCAGCGAGCACCGAGGAGCACGACGUCCUACUGAGCGUAUCGGUGGAUGGCGAGCUGGCUUUUUGGGUGCCCGGUGAGGAAGUAACGGGCAUGGUCAGUGUCGCGGCCGUGAACGGUGUGCGGAACGGCAAGGAUAAGGGCAAUGGCUGGCGGUGUACGGGGCGGGUUAAGACGGGGCGAAGGGGGCUGAGCAUGGCCGGAUGCAGCUCCGCGAAGAAGUCUGUCCUCAUUGUGCCCGGGAAGGACGGCCAGGAACUGACGAUCUGGGACUCGAAGGAGUCCGAGUUCGCUUCGGGCUUGGAGUACCGCGAGAUUUUCGAUUCCUCCGAUCCCAUUCAAGACCUCGACUGGACAGCAACCCCGGAUGCCCAGUCCAUCCUGGCGGUCGGAUUCGCGCAUCGUGUCGAAGUGCUGUGCCAGCAGCGCAUGACGUACUUCGACGAAACACCAGCAUGGGGCCGCUGCUGGACGAUUGAUGUUGGGAGCAUGAUCCCGCACCCAAUUAAUGACUCAAUUUGGCUCGCGCGGGGCGCUCUCCUUGUCGGCGCCGGGCAUUUCAUGGCUCUCUUUGGGCAACCGCAGCCCGUACUUGAGUCAAGCGCGUCGGAAGAGAGCCUGUUCGAGCAUGUGGCGCGCUACAAUGGCCCGCUGGAAGAUUACCACCCGCAGAUGGUCCUGCAAUGUCUACUCUGGGAAAAGGUGGAGCUCGUCAAGAAGAUCAUCGUGAACCUCGCGCGGAAUCUGGAGAGCGGCAAGGAUGUUGAGGAAUGGCGGUGUGUACCGUUCGAAGAGUUCUUCCAGAAGGAUGAGAUGGCUAGGGCUGAAUCUGUCCAUAAGCAACAGUACUCACUGCUUUUCAGUGUUCCAGAGACCAGAGAAGUGUCUGAUGACGAUCAGUUCUCCCGAUCACUCGUCAAGCAACUCAUAGAGCGACUCGAGGAGCAGCCGUUGCCGCAUCUGACCUCCAACGAGCACGCGUCUCUACUGGUGCUGAUACAGGCUACUCUGGAGAUUCAAGAGCAACGACGGGCCCUCGACGCGAACGGGCUGAGAUACCUCAUCUCUACGCGGAGUUUUGUUAUCCAGAACCGCCGCUUGUCUCUGCCCAACACGCCUGCGUCCAACGGCAACGGUGCGCUGGCUGGACGCAUUCGCCCGCGUGCGCGGUUGCGGUACCGCGAUAUGAUCUGGGCGUUCCACAGCGAGAGCCAGGACUUACUCCUCUCGACGUCUGUUGCGGCUUGCGGUGGAAAGAUGACGUGGACAGAUGCACGCGCUCUAGGUGUUUUCAUAUGGAUGCACUCCGGAGAGCCAAUGAGAGCGCACAUGGAAGUCAUCGCGCGGAAUCAAUAUAUGGCCGGAGACAACCGUGAUCCAACAGAGUGUAGUCUGUUCUACUUCGCUUUGGGGAAAGGCAAGCUUGUACAUGCGCUCUGGAGACAGGCAGCUUGGCACAGGGAACAAAAUGUGAUGCUCAAGUUUCUGAACAAUGACUUCACGCAGCCUCGUUGGCAAACAGCAGCGUUGAAGAAUGCGUUCGCGCUUCUAAGCAAGCGGCGGUUCGAGUAUGCUGCGGCAUUUUUCCUCCUCGGGGGAAGUCUGAAAGACGCAGUGAAUGUUUGUAUCAAGAACUUGUCGGACUUCCAGCUCGCAGUUGCUCUGGCUCGUGUGGUAGAGCAAGACGACGAUGGGCCAAUCUUUCAGGACAUCCUAAUCAAUACUGUAGUUCCGCUUGCCUUCAAGGAAGGCAAUAGAUGGCUAGCUAGCUGGGCAUUCUGGUUACUCCACCGCCGCGAUCUCGCGGUGCGGAUCCUCGUCACUCCGCUACAGGAUAUAGCAUCUGUCCUGGAUGUACGGCUGACGGAAAUCGGCGACCCUCAUUAUGAUGACCCGAGCUUGGCGCUGCUGUUCUCGCAACUUAAGUUCAAGACUCUGCAGACUGCCAAGGGUACGAGCGAGAUUUCCGGACGCACAGAAUUCAACUUCGUACUCCAAAUAGCUCGCGUCUUCUGCAGGAUGGGGUGCCACGUCUUGGCUCUGGACUUAGUUCGGACGUGGUCGUUCCAUAGGCCAUCGACUGUCGUUCACGACGGUCGACCGCUACGGCGACCACCUAGUCCAAUAUCUACCCGUUUUGCCCUAGAACCCGCGUUGCGACGCAAGUCUUCCAUUUUCAUCGACAUGGACGUGACCACUGCUCCUCCCACCCGCAGAGCCUCCCCAACGCCGCAGGUCACCAACGGAUUGCCUGCAGUUGGACUACCUUCAACGGUCUCAGGCGAGGAAAUGAAGGAGGAGAGUGACUUCAUUGCGCGGAAGGCUGGUCUCGGAAGCUUGAUGAAGUCUGCGAAGCAGGAUGUACAAGUACCGGAGUUCAGUAUGGACGCUUUUUUCUGA